AGAUGGGAAGUGUACAUCCCCGGGUCUUCCGGGUUGGACUUCCUUCAGCGGUUGAAGUUGCUUUGGAGGUGUGAUGGCUGAGGAUCAAGGGCUGCCGCUCCGGGUCUCGGAGAUCAAGGACCCGGGCGUUCUCUUCGAGCGCUAUAACACUGAGCAGAUCCGCCACAUCGAACGCAAAGUCCGCGGCGAGAUCGAGCAGAAGAAGGAGGAGCUGAGGCAGAUGGUGGGGGAGCGCUAUCGGGACCUGAUCGACGCCGCUGACACCAUCGGAGAGAUGAGGCAGUGCUCGGAGAGUGUCGUCCAGUCCAUCCAGGACAUGCACCAGUACUGCCACAGGCUGAAACAAGGCAAAGCCAGCGCGGCUAGCAGCAGACAGGAGAGCCAGAGGCAGUGGCAGGAGAAGUUCUACACCAUGGCCUCCCAGAUCAAGCUCCUCCUGGAGAUCCCAGAACGCAUCUGGAGCGCCAUGGAGGCGUCCCACUACCUCCAGGCCACGCAGCUCUACCUGCUGUGCUGCCAUCUCCACAGUCUGCUGCAGCUGGACACCACUACAAGUGGUCACUACAGCCCCGUGCUGGCCCGCUUUCCUAUCCUGGUCCGACAGGUUGCCACCACUGGACAUUUCAGAUCCACCAUUCUCCUGGACAGCAGGUCUCUACUUCGGGGCCGGGCGGUGUCGGACCAGGCCAUCGCAGAGGCUUUGGUGUCCACCAUGCUGCUGGAGGACAGCUCGCCACGCCAGGCCCUGGCUGACUUCCUACUGGCCCGAAAGGCCUCUAUUCAUCUGCUCCUCAACCAGCCACAGCAUGGUGCGGGGAUCAAGGCUCAGGUGUGCAGCCUGGUGGAACUGCUGGUCACCACUCUGUUCCAGGCUUACGCCGUCUUCUACCUGCCCCCAGAGGGAGGCCCCAGGCCGGUGGAGGGAGUCCUGAGCUGUGGCAUGCUCUUCUCUAUCCUGGAGAAUGUCACUUCCACCACGCCAGCAGGUAAAGGAAAGAGGGUGUUGCAGGAAGAGACGAGUACUGGCAGCUGGUUCAAGUACCUUCCUCCAUCCAUCACCGAGUUCCAGCCCACCCUUCGCACCCUGGCUCAGCCGAUCCAGACAGAGCAGCUGCGGGACACAUUACAGCAGUGGAUUGACACCUGUAAGGAGGACAUCUGCCACGGCGUAGGGAGCCUUCUGGUCUAUGUGAAGAGCCUGAAGGGGUUGGCAGCCAUUAGAGACGCCGUGUGGGACCUCCUGUCUACUGACUCCAUCAGUCAGCAUUGGAGCACUGUGUGCCAGCGGCUGCUGGAGCACCCGCUGGCUGUCUGGGAUGACUUCCUGCAGCAGCUCUUCCUUCAGCGCCUGCAGGCCAUCACCAAAGAAGAAACUGAAGCCAUCUCGAUGAGCUCCGUCCAGCUUCUCACCUCAGCUGUGAGGGAUCUGGAGGGCCAGACCAACCAAACCAACCCUGUUUCAGGCCGCGGAGCCCAGUACGAGGUAGAUGUGGCCUCCUUCCUGUGGUCUGAGUCUCCGGGGGAUCUUCUGAGCGAUGCAGGGUGGGUCAGCGUCUCCCAGCGGGGGCAGCAGCACCAGAGGAGUAGCCUGGCCAUGAAGACCCAGGCCCUGACUCCCUGUGUUCAAAACUUCUGCUCCUCCUUGGAUGCAAAGCUAAAGGCCAGGCUGGACGAUCUUCAGUACUACCUUCCCUCACAGGACACAGGGUCUUCCUCCAUCUCAGUCAACUCCUCUGGUCCCACCGAGGGCUCGUCAGCAUCCUCUUUUAACCGCUUCACAGACUCACCAGCAGUCGAGGAGGCUUUACGGAAAGGCUGCCUGGCCUGCGUCCGCCACAUCCUGUCCGCCAUCCGCUCUGAACUGGCUGUAGCCUCACCGGACCCCAGCCCAGCCCGCCUCAGUUCUGUCCUUUUCGUGGCCAGGCUGUGCCAGUCCAUGGCUGAACUCUGUCCCAACCUGAAGCACUGCAUUUUGGGCAAGCAGAGCAGAUCAGAGGCCACAGCUAAAGGAACCCCCAGACAGAGCAAGAAGCUGGGAAAAGCCCGGGCCACCACAGAGGUCAGCCCUGCGCAGGCCAGUUGGACAGGUCUGAAGGAGGAGCUUCUCGACUGCAGCAUGGAGGCAUACCGCAUCUGGAGCUCCGCCCUCUCCAAAGUGCUGCUGGAUAAGUUUGGCACGGCGCUGCAUGCUGAACCUGCUGGUGCCAUCCUGACAACGGCAACAAACUGGGAGGAUCUGGAGAUCCAGGAAGAAGCAGAGUCCGGGAGCAACGUCACAUCCAAAAUCCGUCUUCCAGUCCAGCCAUCUUGGUUUGUUCAGACGUUGCUCUUCCAGCUGUGCGUGGAGGUGAACAGGGUGGGGGGCCACGCUCUGCCCCGGCCCACCCUGCAGGAGCUGCUGCAGGCCUGUCUGGCUCAGGCCCUUCAACACUACCACACACUCACACAGCAGGCUUGCAGCAGGGAGGGGGUAUUCCCCAUGACUCAGAACAGAGCCUUGCAGCUGUUGUUUGACCUUCGUUACCUCAACACCACACUGGGCAGCAGACUGGAGGAAGGCAAGAGCUCCCGAUCCCACCAAGACCCCAGAUUCCAUGGGGUCUGUGAUUGGCUGGAGAGCUACAUUGACCCAUUUGACCUGGACGUGUUCACACCUCUGCUGAACUCUAACCUUAACCGUCUGUCCCAGAGGACCUCGGUGCUGCUUGGGCUUCUGACAGGCUCAGAGAAGCAGUUCACCUCACGGAGCAGCAGUGUGAACUCCCAAGAGCCUUACAACAUCCUGCCACUGGCCAGCAGCCAGAUCAGGUUCGGGUUGCUGCCUCUCAGCAUGUCGAAUGUGCGUAAGUCCAAGUCAGCCUCCAGGAGCUCUGAUGCUGCCCAUCAGCUGGCCCCUCCAUCCUCCAAAGCAGACAGCGCAGACAGCUUGCGGCCGGGCAGCCUGUUCAGACAGCUCGCUGAUCAGGACGAAGACACAGCUGCCCCUUCUUUAUUCAAACUUAGCUGGCUGUCUGGCAUGGCCAAAUAACCCUUUGUUGCUCAAGACUUUUUAUUUGCCUUUGCAGAAACUUUGGAAAAAUGAUAUGUAUAGUAAAUAUAAUUUUGUCUUUUGAG
This is a messenger RNA of Scatophagus argus, 3114 nucleotides long. RefSeq names its product component of oligomeric golgi complex 1 (gene cog1). Gene Ontology annotation, cellular component: Golgi apparatus; COG complex. The record is from RefSeq and is a predicted model, not a curated record. NCBI's taxonomy places the organism in Eukaryota, Metazoa, Chordata, Actinopteri, Scatophagidae. The transcript is spliced from 15 exons. Gene Ontology annotation, biological process: intra-Golgi vesicle-mediated transport. Bases 74 to 3028 code for a protein of 984 amino acids.